This is a messenger RNA of Rhipicephalus sanguineus (brown dog tick), 4022 nucleotides long. RefSeq names its product long-chain-fatty-acid--CoA ligase 5. Gene Ontology annotation, biological process: long-chain fatty acid metabolic process. NCBI's taxonomy places the organism in Eukaryota, Metazoa, Arthropoda, Arachnida, Ixodida, Ixodidae. Gene Ontology annotation, molecular function: long-chain fatty acid-CoA ligase activity. The record is from RefSeq and is a predicted model, not a curated record. The coding region runs from base 171 to 2315 and encodes 714 amino acids. Gene Ontology annotation, cellular component: membrane; endoplasmic reticulum. The transcript has 22 exons.
CGCUCUCGUUCAAAGGACAACACUAUCCCCGUUCUCGGGCUCGCCGGGCGGCUCUGCGUAUACCGCCUCUCGCCGUUCUCUACCAAACUUCUGCUCUCUUCUACGCCGUCUUGGUUACAGUGCGCAGUCAUAGUUCGUGACCCACAGUGACGCGACCGAAAACGGCCACAAUGUCUGACACUCACGUUAAAGAAGCCCGCAAGAAUGAAGGCGACAAGAAUGAGGAAGCCGUGGAAGUCGUCAAAAAAAGACCGUCCCUAUUCGGGAUGAGCGAGUACCUAUCGUACGUGGGCGGCGUGCACGGCGUGGUGGCAGCGGCGGGAGCAGCGGCGGCGCUUGGGCUCACCUACAUGUUCGGCCGCUCCUCGAACCCCAUCGAGCCCAUGGUCAGCCUGGACAACCAGAGCAGGCUGCUCACGGGGCUAGAAAGGAUCAGGACAUCAAGGCUAUGUCCAGAUGGGAAGCACAUAGAGUACCUCUAUGAAGACUGCAGGACAUUAUUCGAUGUCAUGUACAGGGGAGCGAGGGUCUCCAAUAAUGGCCCUUGCAUGGGGUGGAGAGAUCCAGGAUCAGGAGAAUACAAGUGGAUCCACUACAACCAGGUAUUGGAAAGAAUAAAGUGCAUUGCCUGUGGCCUUGUAAAGCUAGGGGAGAAGCCUGGGCAACAGACAUUCAUUGGUCUGUACACGCAGAAUUGUGUUGAGUGGAUUGUCACAGAACAGGCUUGCUACUAUUUCUCCAUGAUCAUCGUUCCUUUGUAUGAUACACUUGGAGCUGCUGCCUGUGCAUUCAUCAUUAACCAGGCGGACAUUGAGACAGUUGUUUGUGAUACUCAGGAGAAAGUGGAGUGCCUUAUCAGGCAGGCAGAAUUGACGCCUAAGCUAAAAAGGAUUGUUGUCAUCAAAGAUGUCUCAGAAGAAGUUAAAGAAAAAGCCAGGAAGGCAAACGUCAUGCUUAUGAAGUUUUCAGAACUUGAGGAACUUGGAGAGAAGAACUUCAGGCAUCCUUUGCCCCCACACACAACUGACCUGGCCACAGUGUGCUACACAAGUGGCACAACAGGAAAUCCCAAGGGGGUUAUGCUGACUCACCUGAACAUCAUCUCAGAUCUGUCUGCCGUCAUGCGCCAACUGGGGGAUGUUGCUCCUAAUGGUGACGAUGUGAUGCUGUCAUUUCUUCCCCUGGCCCACAUGCUCGAAAGGUGUUGUGAGAUGGCAAUCUACAUGAUUGGUGGCAAAGUUGGCUUCUUCAGUGGUGAUAUCAAGGAGCUUGGUGAAGACAUGAAGGCCCUGCGCCCAACAAUCAGUCCUACAGUACCCCGCCUGCUGAACAGAAUUCAUGACAAGGUGAUCUCUGCCUGCAGUGGCAGCUUCAUCAAACGUACACUGUUGAACAUGGCCCUCAAGAGCAAGGAGUCUGAGCUCCAGAACUUUAUUGUGCGACGAAACAGCCUUUGGGAUAAGCUGAUCUUCAAGUCAGUCCAUGAAAGCAUGGGAGGCCGCCUUCGGCUUAUGGUGGUUGGCUCUGCACCAUUGGCACCAAAUGUGAUAUCAUUUGUUCGCUGUGCUUUUGGGCUCGUGAUUGUGGAAGGCUAUGGUCAGACAGAGUGUACUGCACCUUGCACACUGACAUUUCCUGGUGACUACAAUGCGGGUCAUGUGGGACCUCCCAUUGGAGCCUGCAAUGUGAAACUAGUGGACGUUCCUGACAUGGAGUACUAUGCAAGCAACAAUGAAGGAGAGAUUUGUGUGAAGGGACCAACAGUCUUCCAAGGCUACUUGAAGGACCCUGAGAAGACAGCAGAAGUGCUUGACAAAGAUGGUUGGCUCCACACGGGAGACAUUGGCAAAUGGCUGGAUAAUGGAUGCCUGAAGGUCAUAGACCGCAAGAAGCACAUUUUCAAGCUGUCCCAAGGCGAAUAUAUUGCUCCUGAGAAGCUGGAAAACAUUUUUAUUCGUUCCUUGUUUGUGGCCCAGAUUUUUGUGCACGGAGAAAGCCUCAAGUCCUGCCUUGUUGCAGUUGUGAUUCCUGAUCAAGAGUAUUUGAUGCAGUGGGCAGCGGAAAACUCCAUAUCGGGCACAUUUCAAGAACUCUGCAGGAAUAAUAUUGUCAAGAAAUCCAUUCUGGAUGACCUAUCUCGCCUUGGAAAAUUGGCUGGGCUGAAGUCUUUUGAGCUGCUGAAGGACAUUUAUGUGCACAGUGACUUGCUGAGUGUCGACAACGGCCUUCUGACACCCACUCUGAAGACUAAGCGACCUGAGUGCCGGAAAUACUUUCUACCCCAAAUUGAAAGCAUGUAUAGGAGCUUAGCUUAGGGCCUUAGGGAUUACCUGAAAGUUUUUUUUUUUUUCGUUUUGAGCAAUAGAAGCGUCGUAGCAGAGGGCACAGAAGUUACCUAUCUCUAAACUUCUGCGGUUGCCCUCCUGUGCUCUCAGCACGUAGAAGAGGCAGCGUGCGAGACCAGCACACUUUUUUCCAUACCACUCACUCUCUAUUUGUCAUGUUUCCAAGACUCAAUGGCUCUGGAAAGAAGUCUCCCAAGCACUGCUAUUCUUUCUCAAGGACCACUCCUUGUAGAUUCUGUAAAAAGUUCAGUUAGUGUGGCUGAUCCAUGUCAUUCUUGGUGGUCAUGUGCUCUUUUUUCCCCUCCAUUACUGCUGAGUUUUUCUGUUCUACAUACUGUGCAUUUGCAGACCCUGGAUUUAAAUGCUAACAGCCUAGUGCUUGGGUUAAGGCUUGAAUGGAGCGUACAUUUUUCUGCAUCAGGCAACUCAUCUGCCAGCCCAGGGAACUUUUGGUUUGUUUUACUUUUCAUCUGGUGCAUACUUGUUUGCACUGCAGUACGUGAACUGGCAUACUACUGUAUGUGUAGAAUUUCAGUUUUUCUUGUCCUUGUUUUCCAAACUGACGUGUGUUUGCCUCAAGUGGCGAUUGAUUCUGAUUUUGUUGUCUCUCUGAAAUUACGUACUGCUUUUCUUGUGUGUGUAAACUGUUUGUUUGUGGCGUACUAUUGUUCCUUUAAUUUACUCGUCCCUAGGUUUACACGGGCUUUAAUCUUCAACUAGAUUGUGUCAUUCAGCCCAAACAGUGCUACUGUGAUGAAUGCAUUAUGUGUCACAUCUGUCAACAAGUUUGCUUGUUACUUCCAUCUUCGCUGCCUGCAAAUCCAGAUAAUGUCUGUGCGGCAGUGUUAUGAAAAUUCGAAAGAACGAUCAUUUUUAUACAUUUUACAGGCUGGAGCAUCCAUGCUUAUAGCAUUCUUGUUGCUCUAUAAAAUUGUUUUUCUUUAAUGCAUAGAAAUCACUUAUAUAUAAGUAUUUAUUCAAAAUCUUUCCUAGAAAACUCUUUCAGGUGAAACCUUAAAAAGAUAGACCUUCUUUGUUUACACUCUUUUGACACCAUAUCGUGUGAUAAUGCUAAAGUCAAAAAUGCAGACUCUAGUCCAAACAAAUUUCGUGACUUUGAAGCUUCCUGUUGUGGUGAUAAGUUAGCAUAGUAAGUGCAUAGAGCAAAAACCAAGAGCAUGUGCAGAGUGGCUGACCACCUUUAACGAUGCAUUUCAAUUCAGCACAGGUCUCUCUCAGGGCUAACAUGGUGCUGUCUCUCCUUCGCUUUUAUACUUAACAACUUAGGUUAACACAUUAAAAUUGAUCUUUACCAUUUCAUGUUCUUCUCUUUUUUUUCCCCUAAUCAUAAUUUUUUUACAUUCCACGCUCCUAAUGACUGCAAAAUGUUAAUCCUUCCACCCUUGUAGCUACCUCCUCUGGGUAGUCUUUCCACAACUUUGGUGACAAGAUUUUGAUGUUCAUCCAUUAUUUGGAUUUUACCUUUCUUCUUUUGGUAUACUAGCAGUGUUUUGCAAUAACCGUACACGCGCAAAGAAAGAGGACAUAUUUAUUAGUACAUUUCUUCUAGUUCCAAAUGACCAAAGAAUUAAUAGUACUUAAGAGCAGACAUUGGAAUGUAUCCAUGGCACUCAUAGUUAGGCUUUCAUGAAUAAAAAGUCUGUGAUUUUCACCUGC